Botrytis deweyae is the source of this 1970-nucleotide messenger RNA. RefSeq lists its product as uncharacterized. Bases 29 to 1807 code for a protein of 592 amino acids. Gene Ontology annotation, molecular function: dipeptidyl-peptidase activity. The record is from RefSeq and is a predicted model, not a curated record. The transcript has 5 exons. NCBI's taxonomy places the organism in Eukaryota, Fungi, Ascomycota, Leotiomycetes, Helotiales, Sclerotiniaceae.
CCCUUCCUUGCUACUCCAAUCUUGAAGUAUGUCUCAUUCUGUAGUGAAUCGCCCAGUCAAAUUCGUCAAAGCUGGCGACUUCGUCGAGAGAUACGCUUUCACCACUGAAAAAUGUAUAUUGAAAAAGGGUUGGACGCAAGCUACGGGCACAAGACCACUGCCGAUCGACCUGAUCUGGGAGAAAGAUGUACCAAUCAAGCUGAGAGAUGGAGUGAUACUAUAUGGAGAUGUGUUCCGCGCCUUGGAAAGUGACAACUCUCCACAGCCCGCAUUGCUUCCGUGGAGUCCUUAUGGUAAGACCGGCAGUGGCCAUUUUUUACUCAAUAUGUUCCCCUCGCGCGUUGGUAUCCCGUUAGCAGCUACGAGUGGCUUGGAAAAAUUUGAGGGCCCUGAUCCGGCAGAAUGGUGCAAAAGAGGCUAUGUUGUUGUAAACGUUGAUGCUCGGGGAGCCUUCAAUUCACAUGGAGACAUACAGGUCUUCGGAACUCAAGAGGGUCGUGACGGCUAUGAUACGAUUGAAUGGAUUGCUGCUCAACCAUGGUGCAACGGAUCUGUCGCACUCGCGGGGAACUCCUGGCUCGGCGCAGCCCAAUGGUUCAUAGCUGCCGAAAACCCGCCUCAUCUCAAGGCUAUUGCGCCAUGGGAAGGGCUUGGAGAUUUCUACCGCGAAUCAAUUUGUCGGGGAGGUAUUCCAGAUCGCGCCUUCUGGAAUGAAGUGUUUUCUACUUUCGGUGGCAAGAACCAAAGAGAAGAUGUGUGUGCUAUGGUAGAUAAAUAUCCGCUAUGGAAUUGGUACUGGGAAGAUAAGAAACCCAAGCUUGGCAGAAUCAACGUACCAAUGUAUGCUACAGCCAGUUACUCGACUGGUCUACAUACUGAGGGUUCUUUUCGUGGAUAUCUCUUGUCAUCCUCGUCUGAAAAAUGGUUACGGAUUCAUACUACUCAAGAAUGGCACGAUCUAUAUCAGUCAGACAGCAACGACGACUUACAAAGAUUUUUUGAUCAUUUCAUGAUUUCUGCCAACAAUGGAUGGGAAAACACUCCCCGAAUUCGCUUGUCUUUGUUGGGUUACAACAGGCCUAAUGUAGUCAACCGACCAGUCACCACUUACCCACCACCAGAAUUUCAGUAUCAGAAUUUCUAUCUCGAUACAGCCACGAAUCAUCUAUCGAUGCAUCCUAUCGAAUCAGUCUGCUCCACGAGCUAUGAUGCAGAAGCAAGGGGCGGUAACUUCAGCCGUUUUGAAUUCAAAUUCGACAAAUACACAGAACUUUCUGGUUUCUCUAAGGUGCGACUUUUUAUGUCUACUCCAGAUCACAAUGACAUGGACGUUUUUGUCUUGUUACGAAAGCUAGACUCCAAGGGUAACGCAUUGGAGUACUUCAACAUCCCAUUCAAAGACCUACCUGAAGGUACAAAACCCGAAGAUAUCCCAAAGGACAAUAUCUGGAGGUAUGUUGGCCCCAAUGGUCGGUUGCGAGCCUCGCACAGAGCUACAUUGCCUGAGCCUGGACUUUCCUCAAGUCAGCGAAAACUUCUUUCUGAUGCCUAUGUCUGGCAUCCUCAUGACCAUGAAGAGAAGCUUAGCAAGAAUGAGAUUGUGGAGCUGCAAAUCUCGCUCUGGCCAGGGGGCAUGAUAUUCGACAAAGACGAAUCAAUGGCAUUGGAGGUCAGCGGAUUUUACGGGAUUCGACCCGAAUUUGAGAAGUUGCGAGACACCCUUUCCAACUACAACGUAGGUCGUCACAUCAUCCAUUCUGGCGGUCAGUAUCCAUCGUCAUUUCUAGUAGCUACGAGUAGUCACUAGAAUGAGUCGUCCGAUUAGAUGGAAUGGUUCAUUCUCAUACUCAAAUCCUGUUGGAGCAAGUUGUAUGUCAUAAUGUCAUUAAAAUUGCGUACAGAAGAGGAUCUCAACUGUUCCCAGUAUGCGCCUGUAUAUUUUGUUUUUUAAGAGAACCCGUUCUUUAACU